GGUUCGUUUUUUUAUUUCUUCAUCUCCUCCUCUCCCUUUCUCGCUCUGCAUGACUGCAUGUCGGUUCCCUUAUUUAGCUACCCACAUUCCUUCCCGCUUUACUCUCUCUCUCUCUCUCUCUCGUCUUCCUGCCAACCGUUACAGCUUAAAGAUCAUAAGCCUUCUAUCUCUCUUUCUCUCUGGUUUUAGAGGUUGACAAUAAGGUUCCCUGUUCUGUUCUGUUUGAUCACUGCUUCACUCAGUCAAGAUCUGAUCCAUUUCCUUAUAUCCCAGCAUCUCUCUCUGUCUCUGUUGCUCCAAUUUACUAUACUUAUGCCCCGGGGGUCUCAGAUCUCUUCCUUAAAUGCAAUAGUUCCUUUAACUGGAAUUGUAUUAGAUCUUUUGUCUUUCUUACUCUCUCUGAGUCGCACUUCACUCUCUCUUGUUUCUUCUUGAUAAUGGUUGGAGAGGGUAUCUUUGUAGCUUAAAUAGUGUGUACGUAGAUCAAGUGAUCAACUCUACUUUGACGGGUCGACCCUCCUUUCUGGGUUUAUUUUAGAUCUUCAAAAGUGGUAAUAGAGAUGAUGGAUCUGAGUGAAAAGGCACAGGGAUCGGGGUCUGAAGACAUUAAUACUUCAUUGGAAGAAAGCCAGGCGAACGAACUCAAGAAGAGCUGCACAGAUUGCCGAACGACAAAAACCCCUUUGUGGAGGGGCGGUCCGGCUGGGCCUAAGUCGCUCUGUAAUGCUUGCGGGAUCAGAUACAGGAAGAAGAGGAGGGCUAUCCUGGGUCUGAACAAGGGAGGAUCGGACAAGGAGAAGAAAGAGAGCAAGAGUAGUGGCAGCAGGAAUAACAAGCUGGGCGUAUCGUUGAAGCAGCUGAAUUUGCUGGCUUUGGGAAGAGAGGUUCUAUUACAGAGAUCGAUGAUAGCGAAGCAGAGGAAGUUGGGAGAAGAAGAGCAAGCGGCCGUACUGUUGAUGGCUCUCUCCUGUGGUUCUGUGUAUGCCUAAAACAGAAAACUAGUGGGAGAAAGAGCCCUAACCACAGCACCUUCCAUUUUCUUUCUCACUCUACUUCUCUUUGCUUUUAUUUUAACCCUUCUACCUUUUAUUGUUAUUUGUUUUUCUUUUCAUUUUUGUUUUGUGACGAGAAGAUUAGAAUCUGAAUUUUGAAGAAGAGAUCAGAUAGAAUGGAGCUGAAGAUUGAAGAGAAUGGAUGGAGCAAAUCCAUGUUUCGCUAAUAUAAUAUUAUUGAGUUGUUUUUUCCCCUUUUUUUUGUGUUGAUGGAGGAUUAGGAUAGAGAAAGAGAGAGAGAUCAAUCAGAAAAUUUCUGAAAUUUAGUGUAUAAUGAUAAUGUUGAGAUACUAUGGGGAAUAUAUAUUUUUCAUGCUUU
Messenger RNA from Nelumbo nucifera (sacred lotus), 1371 nucleotides. RefSeq names its product GATA transcription factor 16 (gene GATA16). Gene Ontology annotation, biological process: regulation of DNA-templated transcription. Gene Ontology annotation, molecular function: sequence-specific DNA binding; zinc ion binding. The record is from RefSeq and is a predicted model, not a curated record. Lineage: Eukaryota; Viridiplantae; Streptophyta; Magnoliopsida; Proteales; Nelumbonaceae.